Messenger RNA from Colletotrichum phormii, 1165 nucleotides. Its product is annotated as deoxyuridine 5'-triphosphate nucleotidohydrolase. The transcript is spliced from 2 exons. Gene Ontology annotation, molecular function: magnesium ion binding; dUTP diphosphatase activity. Gene Ontology annotation, biological process: dUMP biosynthetic process; dUTP catabolic process. Bases 313 to 858 code for a protein of 181 amino acids. NCBI's taxonomy places the organism in Eukaryota, Fungi, Ascomycota, Sordariomycetes, Glomerellales, Glomerellaceae. The record is from RefSeq and is a predicted model, not a curated record.
AUGCUACCUUAUGUCGGAUGACGAUCUCGUCAUAGUAGUACGAAGUGCCUUCUGCGUAAAUGGGCAUUUGCUACCUCCAAUUCUGAUUGGCCAAUUGCUCACCCGCGUCCUGACGCGUCUCCCGCGACACCGCCAGAGUGCAGCCGGGGGGUCCCACUCCAAGAAAGCUCCAGAAUACGUAGCAAGCACCCAGCUUGUAGAUUCAAAGAAGCAAAGCCUCAACCUCUGUUCCCCGCACUUCGCUCCAAGACUCAAACGGCGAAAGGUAAACUCUCGUCAGACAUUCCCUAACGCUUUAUUCGACCCCCAAACAUGACCUCUUCUGAACCCGUCGCCGCACAGCAGCAGCAGUCCGAUCCUCCCGCCAAGCGAGUCAAGACCUCCUCCAACGACGCUCCCGUCCCCGCCGCCAUGGAGCCCUGCCCGCCUCUCCAGAUCAAGAAGCUCUCCGACAAGGCUCGCCUGCCGACCCGCGGCAGCUUGUUCGCCGCCGGCUACGACCUCUACGCCGCAAAGGUCACAACCAUCCCGGCCCGCGGCAAGGCCAUGGUCGACACCGACAUUGCCAUCUCCGUCCCCGCUGGCACCUACGGCCGCGUCGCCCCCCGCUCCGGCCUCGCCUCCAAGAACUUCAUCGACACGGGCGCCGGCGUCAUCGACGCCGACUACCGCGGCCAGGUCAAGGUCCUCCUCUUCAACCACGCCGACACGGACUUUGAGGUCGCCGAGGGCGACCGCAUCGCCCAGCUCAUCAUUGAGCGCAUCUUCACCCCCGAGGUCGUCGAGGUCGCCGAGCUCAAGGAGAGCGUGCGCGGCGCUGGCGGGUUCGGCAGCACCGGUGUCUCUCUUGCGCAGUAGAUACGGUGAUAUUUGGUUAGAUUCAAGAAGCGGCCUGGGGCGGUGACGCAGUCAAUGCGGAUCACAUCACCGUACAAAAGUUGUGGUUUUCUUAUAGAACCGGAGAAAUGGAUGAAUAAUGACAAAUGCUACGACCACCAUGAUGUGCCUUUUUAUUCCCAAUUACGCACGCCGUCUCUCCAUGCAGGUGACAUAUAUCUCCGCCAUCUAAACGCGCUUACUUUGCAAAUCUACGAAACAGCAAAAAAAAAACAAAAAAAACACACAGACAAGCGCCUCUCCGAAACGAAACAUACCUCUAUACGUC